AUGACACCAAGGAGUUCAGCAGCGGCGUCGUCAGUGACGAGAUCCGUUUCGAGGUCUUCCAGGAGUCCGCAUAUUGUGAGGUUCGAGAAGGGUGAUCCGGAUAAUCCAAUGAAUUGGCCGGAGUGGAAGAAGUGGAUGGUGUUUUUCGCGAUUCUGCCGGUCAACUUAUCGCUCAGUUGGGGCGGUACCGCCUUUUCACCCGCAACAAAGCUCUUCGAGAAAGCUGUGGGCGUAUCUGAAGUCGUGGCCACCCUUGGCAUCUCCCUCUAUGUUCUCGGCCUGGCAAUUGGACCUCUAUUUUUAGCACCGCUCGCCGAGUACUAUGGCCGUACUCCAAUCUACUACGCUUCCUACCCUGUGUACUUCUGCUUCCUCGUCGGCACGGCUCUGGCCCCCAAUCUUGGCGCUUUUCUGUCCAUCCGGUUUAUCUCGGGUUUGGCUGCUUCCUCCGCGAUCACCAACCUUGGGGGUACAAUUGCGGAUAUGUGGCCAGUCUAUGAAGUCGGUAUCCCGAUGAGUAUCUUCAUCUGGUCCGAUACAGUCGGCGCACCGAGUGGCUACCUCAUCGGGAGUUUCGUUACCUUGACGGGAGAGUGGCAGAACAUCUUCUGGGCAUUGCUGGGAAUCACGGGUGGGUUUUAUAUCUUCAUGUGUUGUUUGUUAAGGGAGACGAGACAUAGUAUCAUCCUCCAGCGUCGUGCGAAUCGGGAGAGGAAGGAGAGGGAAGAGAUAACGGAGGAGUUGAAUCCGAAUGUUGAUGUUCCUGACGAGGAUAAGCGGGAGGAUGUUGAGGAACUGCUGAGUCAGUCGCUCGUUCGCCCAUUUCGCUUUCUCACUACGGAAGCUAUCGUUGUCUUCACUGCUGCAUAUAACGGGUUCGUAUACGGUCUCUCCUACCUAUUUACCGACGCCUUUCCCCUCGUCUUCGGAGAAGGCGGACACGGCUUUGGAACGGUCGGACAAGGUUUGUCCUUCGUCGGCAUCAUCAUCGGCGUCUCAAUCGGCGUCCUCACAAACCUAUACCAAGAACGCUACUACCAACGCCGAAUCCGCUCCCGCUCCCCUUCUGGCCGUACAACCAUCUCCAACAUCCCCGAAGCGCGCGUCUACCUCUCCCGCUACGCCUGCCUCGCCCAACCCCUCGCUCUCUUCUGGUUCGCGUGGACGUCCUACAAAACGGUUCACUGGAUCGUGCCCAUGUUGGCCAGCGUGGUGUGGGGAUGGAGUUAUUAUGUGGUUAUUUUGUUUACAUAUACGUAUGUUGAGGAUACGUAUAAGGAGUAUUCGGCGAGUGCGUUGGCUGGGCUGGCGUUUGUUAGUGAUAUGUUUGGGGCGGGGUUUCCCCUAUUCGGCACUCAGAUGUAUAAUAAGCUCGGGUAUGAGUGGGCUACGUCACUUAUCGCCUUCCUCUCGUGUUUGAUGAUCCCCACCCCGUUCCUGCUAUUCUACAAAGGCCAUCGACUUCGAGAACGGUCGCCUUGGGCUAAUGAGCAUAUGGGGGAUAAGAUCGUGCUAGAUGAUGAUGGUGAGGAGGUCACGGAUUCGGAAGACAGGGAAUCAGAGGGCGCGGAGGAUGGGGAGGUUACGGAGAAGGGGAGUGAUGUGGAGGUUGCGACAGGGAGCAUGUUUGUUGGUGUUGGGACUGAUGGGGGGAGGAGCGAGUGGAGUAGACGUUGA
Molecule: messenger RNA, 1677 nt
Organism: Saitoella complicata NRRL Y-17804
Lineage: Eukaryota; Fungi; Ascomycota; Saitoellomycetes; Saitoellales; Saitoellaceae
Product: MFS multidrug transporter-like protein
Exons: 5
Coding region: 1-1677 (558 amino acids)
Biological process (GO): transmembrane transport
Molecular function (GO): transmembrane transporter activity
Source: RefSeq, a predicted model, not a curated record